CUUGUAUGUUUAGAAGAAGUGACCAAAAAUGAAGAUGCAGCUCGUCCAAAUAGUUUUCUUUUUAUGUGGCUCUCCAGGUCUCAUGGCGGAUAACAAGUGGUCAAUGACUGUACCUGGAGCUGUCGACCAAAAAUUUGGUGAAGAUGCCAUCAUCCCUUGCACUUUUACAACUCCGUAUCCAGACUACAGGCAUGAUAUAACAGCAAUUUGGCAAACCAAAUGGCAAGUAAUUUUCCGUUGUGUGAGCAAAGGAAAUCUGUCAGAAAGUGGACACAACUGCACUGAAUCUACUGGACGUUACUCAUUAUCGGGUGACCCAAGAAGACACAACAUCUCAUUGAGGAUUAAAAAUGUCCUGUUUAUGGAUGCAGAAAGGUAUUUCUGUCGUGUUGAGUUGAGUAUGCCAGGAGCUGCCUACAAAACUAGUACAGGAACCAUCUUGAACAUCCGAGCUGUGCCUCAAACACUAGACAGCAUCUACAUACGAACACUUCCAUCAGGGGAGCAGUUUGUUACAUGUGAUGUUAAAGGAACACCUCCUCCAAUGGUGACAUGGAUCAUUCCAGAGAACAUGAAUGCCUCUUUGGUGUCUGUUCAAAGUGGCUUUGCAGGAGCAUCGUCCUCUAUUCCUGCAAAUCUGCCCAACACCAACUACACCUGCCAGAUACAUGGAAAGAAUGGACUGCAGAAUCGCUCAAUUUACUUCAGCGGAGCUCAGGAGCAACAGCAGCAGAUCCCUUUGAUACUGCUCAUAAUCUUCGUGAUUCUUUCUGGAGUUUUCUUCGUUCUUUUUGUGGUCACUUUGGCAGUUUUGUACAAGAAAGGGUCAUCUGAUCCUGUGGACUCACCAACAGAAAUGGACAUUGGGAAAACUGAGUCUAUUGAAGAGUAA
Molecule: messenger RNA, 892 nt
Organism: Colossoma macropomum (tambaqui)
Lineage: Eukaryota; Metazoa; Chordata; Actinopteri; Characiformes; Serrasalmidae
Product: sialic acid-binding Ig-like lectin 15
Exons: 4
Coding region: 29-892 (287 amino acids)
Biological process (GO): regulation of bone resorption; regulation of actin cytoskeleton organization; regulation of osteoclast development
Cellular component (GO): plasma membrane
Source: RefSeq, a predicted model, not a curated record